Amblyraja radiata (thorny skate) is the source of this 865-nucleotide messenger RNA. It is a transcript of the gene snrnp25, whose product is annotated as small nuclear ribonucleoprotein 25. Gene Ontology annotation, cellular component: U12-type spliceosomal complex. The record is from RefSeq and is a predicted model, not a curated record. Lineage: Eukaryota; Metazoa; Chordata; Chondrichthyes; Rajiformes; Rajidae. Gene Ontology annotation, biological process: mRNA splicing, via spliceosome. The transcript is spliced from 7 exons. Bases 96 to 614 code for a protein of 172 amino acids. Gene Ontology annotation, molecular function: protein binding.
CCCUGGAACCCCGCAGCCCGGACAUCGGUUCCGCCGGGCGGAGCGGACAGGAGGUUGCACCGGGCCCGGCGGGCGGGCGGAUCAGCUGAUUUGGGAUGGCUGAUGAAAUUAAGAAUGAAUCCCCGUCCGUCAGCAUUAAAGAGGAAGAAACCGCUGCAACUUGUAAUGAAGAGAAAGUAGCAGAAGAGGAAGAAGAGUUAUCACAUGAAGACAUCUUGGACCUAUUUCAGGAAGGUCUGGCCAUGAUAGUUCAGGACCCUUUGCUGUGUGAUCUGCCUAUACAGGUUACUUUGGAAGAGAUAAAUUCACAGGUGGCUUUGGAGUAUGGGCAGGCAAUGACAGUCAAAGUAAAGAAAGGAGAUAGUGAAAUUAUGCCUGUUGUUGUAAUUCAAAAUGCAUCAGUCCUGGAUUUGAAAAAAGCUAUUCAGAGAUACAUCCAACUGAAGCAACAACGUGAGGGAGGAACAGAAUUCAUUAGCUGGAAAUAUAUCUGGCGGACAUACCAUCUAACAUUUAAUGGCGAGAAGCUAACGGAUGAUAAAAUGAAACUCAAAGAUUAUGCAAUAAGGAAUCGAGAUGAAGUCACAUUCAUAAAGAAGCUCCGUAAAAAAUAAAAAGAUGCGGCCUGACCAGCUGAGUUCCUCCAGCACUUUGUUCUUUAUUUGCUCCAGAUUGUCUCACCUUCUUCCCACGUGAGAUGAACAAUUAUGGUCAGCAGGCUAAUUAACGGCUGGCAAGGCACCAUACCAAUCUGGGUCUUAGCACAACUUCUCAUGUUUCUUAAAUAUAGGUGGCCAUUUAGGGCAACAGUAGUUUGCAUUAACAAAAAUCAACUUCUAGCUAUUAAAAAAACGUUUAUUUUUAA